Messenger RNA from Paramacrobiotus metropolitanus, 1847 nucleotides. RefSeq lists its product as uncharacterized. The transcript is spliced from 7 exons. NCBI's taxonomy places the organism in Eukaryota, Metazoa, Tardigrada, Eutardigrada, Parachela, Macrobiotidae. The coding region runs from base 213 to 1586 and encodes 457 amino acids. The record is from RefSeq and is a predicted model, not a curated record.
GUCCAUCCGUUUGAAUAAUUAUGGUUGGGUUGAUACGUCGUUUAAUUGGAAUCUGGUGCAUUGCAUGUAACAGUUGCUGAUCACUUGUUGGCUAAAUUGGCAGUUACCGUUUGAUAAAUUCCGACAACUGGCAUUGUAAAUUGGUUGUCCGGAUCGUUUGCGACCAGAAAUAUUUCUGGCGUCGAUGCCAGACCUGUUAGGAAAUAGCAAAAAUGAUUUCCGCUAUAAGGGUGUGGAUUGGCCUAGCUUGUUAUCUUCUGUUCAUAUCGGCAGCAGUACCGGACCGAAUAAAACCGUCUGCCUUUGAUAACAGCAACGUCACCGGAAAUGGCAAUCAAUCUUUGAGCACAGCUGCAACAGCUAACGACUUUGUAAAAAAGUCGUUAUCGAGAACCGAAUUUUUACUGAGCCUUUUUCCUAAAAAGGCAAACAUUUUCGGUCUCAUGGAUUUAACGGAAAAAAACAAAAACAAGUCUCGCAGUUUGAUUCGUACACCUCCAAGAACUUACAACUCAUAUUUGAAGUUCAUGGAAGAAUACCGACGCCGUCAAAAAGGAGAUGACGGCAAAAUACUGAUGUCUACCAACGUUGCAAAGAGCGACACAGAGCAUCUUCGAAAGAAACGCAUGUCCGGGUACGGAGGAGGCGGAUCAUAUGGUGGCGGCGACAGUUACGGUGGAGGAGGAGACAGCUACGGAGGCGGAGGAUACGGUGGAGGCGGGUAUGGAGGGAAAGGUGACUCAUACGGGGGCGGAGGAUACGGCGGCAAAGGUGACUCCUACGGCGGUGGUGGAUACGGUGGGAGCAGUUAUGGUGGCGGCGGCGGUGGCUAUGGGAAAGGUGAUUCAUAUGGCGGCAGCAGUUACGGGGGUGGCGGAUACGGAGGCAAAGGGGACUCAUACGGCGGAGGCGGAUAUGGUGGCGGUGGCGGUUACGGAAAGGGAGAUUCCUAUGGGGGAGGCGGUUACGGAGGAAAAGGUGAUUCUUAUGGGGGAGGCGGUUACGGAGGAGGUGGAUACGGAGGCAAAGGGGAUUCAUACGGGGGCGGGGGAUAUGGCGGAGGUGGCUAUGGAGGUAAAGGUGACUCCUACGGAGGUGGCAUGAGCUAUGGUGGAGGCGGAUAUGGCGGCAAGGGCGAUUCGUAUAGCGGUGGUGGUUAUGGUGGAAAAGGUGAUUCCUAUGGAGGUGGCGGCUACGGGGGAGGAGGAGGGUAUGGAGGAAAAGGGGAUUCUUACGGUGGAGGAGGUUAUGGGGGAGGUGGAUAUGGUGGUAAAGGUGACUCAUACGGUGGCGGUGGUUACGGCGGAAAGGGAGACUCUUAUGGAGGUGGCGGCAGUUCGUACGGUGGAGGUGGUUACGGAGGCGGCGGCUACGGCGGCGGCGGCGGAAGUUAUGGCGGUGGUGGUUAUGGUGGCGGAGGGUAUGGCAAAGGAGAUUCAUAUGGAGGCGGAGGUUAUGGAGGUGGAGGAGGGGGUUACGGCGGUGGUGGAGGUGGCUACGGGGGUGGUGGUUAUGGUGGUGGCGGGCAUGGAGGUGGCGGUUAUGGCGGCGGUGGUGGCUAUGGUGGUUGGGGAGCAAAAUAUUAACUGCUCCCGUAUUCAACCUACCAAAGAGCCAGCGUGUGGAUACCGGCACGAGCCUGCUUUCCUCGCACAAUCAUUUGUGCGCUUUACUUCCGGCGCAGCGCUGCACGUAGUGUGCUUUCCCUUGUUUUUGCUAAGACAGCUGAAAAGUAUUAAACUAAACUUUGUUUUCAUGCUUUACUAUCGCCUGCACGGUGGAUGUUCAUUGUUCAUGCAAUGUAGUGCAACUGGUCUCGAUACUGAAAAAUAUAUGCAUUGUAAUGU